Molecule: messenger RNA, 2097 nt
Organism: Aspergillus melleus
Lineage: Eukaryota; Fungi; Ascomycota; Eurotiomycetes; Eurotiales; Aspergillaceae
Exons: 1
Coding region: 1-2097 (698 amino acids)
Biological process (GO): transmembrane transport
Cellular component (GO): membrane
Molecular function (GO): ATP hydrolysis activity; ABC-type transporter activity; ATP binding
Source: RefSeq, a predicted model, not a curated record
AUGCACAAAGGACACAUUGUGGAGCAGGGAGAUCACGCAACGCUGAUGGCUCGGAAUGGUUCGUACGCCGAUCUAGUUAACCUACAAACACUAGGAUCUGCGCCGGCAAAGAAUGAGACCACGGUCAGCAUCGAGAGCAUCAGCAAGUCGGAUCAGCACUCUUUGACAGAUACCGAAAACGAAAAGACGCCUGUGUCCGCUGAGGAAACCGCCUUGACGGUCGGUGAUAUCCCCAGCGCCGAAUCGGCAGAAGAGCCGGACGAGCCUCCGACGCCGUCCAAAUCGUUGUGGGCUUUAGUGCGAGGAUACGCGCCCGCCCUGCGACCACACCUUUUGACCAUCUUCCUGGCGCUGCUCGGCGCCAGCGUGGUGGGUGGCGCCUUCUCGGGCGAGGCCGUGAUCUUCGGUAACACCGUCGGCAGUCUGAAUCCCUGCCACACUGCUGACAGCAUCCGAUCGCGUGGUAACUUCUUCGGACUGAUGUUCUUUGUCCUGGCUAUCAUCGAGUUCUUCGCGAACCUGGUCAGCUGGGCCGGCUUUGGCUGGGUGUCGGAAAAGAUCGUGUACACCGUGCGCGUCUUGUCCUUCCGCUCGCUGUUCGAGCAAGAUCUCCAGUGGCAUCAGUCAGAGGGCCGUAGCCCUGCGUUGCUCCUGUCCUACAUCACCCGUGAUGGCAACGCAUUGGCUGGUCUGAGCGGGUCUGUCAUCGGCACCUUGUUUUCGAUCUCCGUCAACCUCGUCGCCGCUAUCAUCCUCACCCAUAUCAUUGCCUGGAGGAUUGCGCUGGUCUGUCUAGCAUUGGUCCCCCUUCUCCUUGGGGCGGGCCUGAUGGAACUCCACGUGCUAGGCCGAUUCGAAGAACGGCACGAAAACGCGUAUACCAAGUCCGUGGACAUCGGCGUCGAGGCGAUCACGUCGAUCAAAACAAUCGCAUCCCUAUCCCUGGAGGACGCAACGCUCAAGACCUAUCGGCGAUCGUUGAAGGGGCCACGGAAGGAGACGCUCAACGUGACCCUCCAAGCCAGCUUCUGGCAAGCGAUGACCUACUUCUUGGGCAAUCUGGUGAACGCAUUGGCCUACUGGUGGGGCGCCAAGCAGAUCAUCGCUGGCAACUAUUCCCAAACACAAUUCCUCAUUGUCGUGUUUUCCCUGCUGGUGAGCGCCCUUCUGUGGAGUCAGAUGUUUGCUCUGGCGCCGGAGCUGUCCAGCGCCCGGGCAGCGAUGGCGCGGAUCUUAGGCCUCAUCGAGAUCGGGUCGGACAAGAUGCAAGGACGUGUACCGAGUCCUUGCCUCGUCGGUGACCCGGAGGCAACCAUCGAGACAAAGCUGCCAGACGGAUCGAGUCAACCGGCCUCGAGCGUUCAACUCCGCGACGUGCACUUCUCCUACCCGGCCCGACCGGACAUUCAGGUGCUCAACGGCCUGACUGUCGACAUUCGGCCGGGAAAAUUCUGCGCCCUGGUCGGACCCAGCGGUGCCGGUAAAUCAACCAUCAUCUCGCUGGUCGAGCGAUUGUACACGCCGCAGUCCGGCGCGAUCGUGGUGGACGGCGUCGACGUGACCAAACAUCGCGGCGUCGCUUUCCGCGACACGAUCGCCCUUGUGCCCCAGGAGAGCGUCCUCUUCGAGGGCAGUGUCGCAUUCAAUAUCGGUCUGGGCGCUCGGCCGGGCCACGAAGCGACCGCGGAGGAAAUCGAAGAAGCGUGCCGGCUGGCGAAUAUCCACGAGGUGAUUCAAGCGCUGCCCGAGGGAUACCAGACGCUCUGCGGGCCCAACGGCAGCCAGUUCUCGGGCGGCCAGAAGCAACGACUGUCGAUCGCUCGGGCGCUGGUCCGGAAGCCGAAGUUGCUCAUUCUGGACGAAUCCACCAGUGCUCUGGACGCGGAAUCGGAGAAGCUCCUGCAAGACGGACUGGAAAAGGCGGCGCGCGGCAUCACGGUCAUCGCUAUCGCCCAUCGCCUCCAUACGAUCCGCAAGGCGGACGUCAUCUUCUUGAUCGAUGAGGGGCGAUGCGUGGAUCACGGAUCGCACGAGGAAUUGCUGCAGAGGUCGGACAGCUACCGGGCCAAUGUCAUGCAUCAAACCGUGGCAACGUAA